AUGACUAUUUGCCAAGAACCACAACCGGGCCUGGCCGUGUUGUUUGCACGACAGGCAUUAUCAAGCGGGCCAAGAGCUGCAAUUGAGGACGAGAAUCAUGUCAUCACGUACGCCGAGCUUCACUCCAAGGCUAUAAGUUUGGCUUGCCAGAUACGCAGUCAUUCUCCAGCGGAUACGGCACCUGUUGGAAUUCUCAUUCCGCGCAGCAUAAACCAUGUUCUUUCCCAGGUGGCCGUGAUUUGCGCGGGGAGGGCAUGCGUUCCGCUGAAUGAGCAGCUUCCCGACUCUCAUCUGGCGAGUAUGCUGGAGAACCUGGGCGCGAAGCUUGUCAUUACCGAUGCAGCCCACAGACAUCGACUACCCUCCUCGGAGCGCCUCGUUGUGGACCACUGCAAUAUUUGUACCGAUAAAGAUGAAGACUUUGAAAUUGAUCAAGUCGGGCCUGAACGCUGCUCCCACGUCCUGCACACAUCGGGCACGACGGGGAAGCCCAAGGCCGUGGAGGCGCUGGCCCAGGGCAUCAUCAACCUUUGCCUGGACCCGAUCGAUCUAGUCAAGUUCGGUCAACGCGUUGGCCACAGCACCAACGUCAUCUUCGAUACGAGCCAGGUCGAGAUCUGGGCUUCAUUGCUUCGGGGUGCAACGAUGGUGGUGAUCCCAAUGGCGACAGUGCUUGAUGCCGCCGCACUGGGCGUCUUCAUUCGGACCAAGAGGCUUGAUGUCCUCCAGCUCACCACGUCGUUGCUUACUGUUACAGCCUACGCAUGCCCCGGAGCGUUUUCCACGCUGGACACUCUAAUCACCGGUGGCGAGGCCAUCAAUUGCCAGAGCAUCAACUCCAUUUUCAAGGCGGGAGCUCCACGGCGCAUCAUCAAUGGUUACGGACCUACAGAGUCUAGUGUAUACACGCUGAUGCACAAGGUUUCACAAGAAGAGGCCCAGAAGGGCGAAAUUCCUGUCGGCAAACCAUUGCGAAAUGUUGAAGUGUUCAUUGUCGGGGAAGAUUUCAGCCCAGUCAAGCCGGGCGAGGUCGGCGAAUUGCUGAUUUGCGGCAUGGGCGUCGCCAGGGGCUAUAUUGGUGAAUCCAUGAAGACGAGCAAAAGUUUCCUGUCCUUGCCACAUCUCCCUCGUACCGUAACCCGAGGACUGGCGCACGCAUACCGGACUGGUGACCUGAUGCGAGCGGACGAACAGGGCGUUCACCAGUACAUUGGACGCAUGGACAACCAAGUCAAGAUUCGGGGCCAGCGAGUGGAAUUGGAGGCUCUAGAGGCCGCUCUGCUGCAGACGAAUCUGGUCAGCGCUGCGGUGGUUAUCAAGAUUACGCCGAAGGAAGUCGACAGGGCCCAGUUCCUGCUUGCCUACUGCAUUCCAACCUCUCCCGACGUCACUCCCGCAGCUGUGGUGAAAUCCUACCUGGAACGUGCUCCGCACCUGAUGAUUCUACGCGUCAAGUUCAUAGACAACCUCCCUUUAAUGGCUACAGGGAAAGCAGACCGGAAACGGUUGGAGAUGCUCUACGACGAGGAGCUGGCGCAGUCCCGAACCAAGGCCGCCCAAUCCCAGGUCGGGAGCCGAGACGUCGCCUCGGAGCUGGAAUAUAUCUGGAUCGACGUCUUGGGUCUUCCAGUGGAGCGUCUUGCUCCCACCGAUGACUUUCUAGCAAUGGGCGGGACGUCUCUUAUGGCCGCGACGAUGAUCGCCCGCAUCAACCAGACGUUCGACAUCGGCGUCCGAUCCCAGAUGUUGUACGAGAACACCACGCUAGAGAAGCUCACGCAAAUGGUGACUAACGUGCGCAAUGGCGGCGACCAGACGGAAACCCAAGCUGCAGAAGAGAUCUGGUGGCAUGACUCGCAGCUCGGCCAACACUUGCGGCCCCUGGAAAUGCCCAUUCCACAUUGGCAGGAUCCGUUUGAAGGCCGGGUCUUCAUAACCGGUGCUGCAGGAUUCGUGGGAGCGCUCCUACUGACAACCCUGGCGGCACGGCCAGACGUAAAGAAGGUGGCCUGUCUAGUGCGAGCCCCGGAGAAGAAAUCGGCGAUGCGUCGUAUUCAGGAUACAUUGGACCAGUACCAGCUCCAGGUUGACCUGGAAAAAGUCAUCGUGCUUCCAGGCAGCUUUGCUCUGCCCCGGCUCGGUCUGAGUGACGAUGAGUACGACUACUACGCCGAAUGGUCCAGCGUCGUGUUCCACCUGGGGGCCAAAGUGAGCUAUGUGGCACCCUACUCUUCCCAUCGCCAAGACAAUGUCAUCGGAACCGUGAAUAUGCUUGAAUUUGCCAACCACAAGCGGCUGAAGGCCAUGCACUAUUCUUCAACCAUCGCUGCAUAUGGCCCAACGGGAUACGUCACAGGGGCUAAGCUCCUGCCGGAGGACGAGCGUCCGGCAGCUCACCUGGCUGCGUUACCCUAUGACACAGGUUACGCCCAGAGCCAGUACGUGGCCGAAGGUAUCGUCUGGGCCGCGAUCGACAAUGGCUUUCCAGUCGCGGUGUACCGACCAGGUUUCGUCCUCGGCCACAGCCAGAAGGGGAUUUGUAACCGCAACGACUUCGCCUCGCGACUAUUCACCAGCUGCAUGGAAAUGGGCACGUACCCGAUUCUCCCGGACCAGCGCAAAGAGUUUAUUCCUGUAGACUUCGUCGUCAAUGCGAUGCUGCACAUCUCCACCUCGCACCACAAUCUUGGUGCAGCAUACAACCUCGUACAGCCGGAGCUGGAGAACGCGAUCGACAUCAAUACCUGCUUUGAUCUGCUCAGUCGGAUUGCCCAUGUACCGAUCCGCGGCAUUGCCUAUGCAGACUGGGUGAGCUCACUGUCUACACGCUUGGACGACCCCCUGCAUCCGCUCACUCCGAUGCUGAAGGAGAAGGUCCUGGACGACAAGAGCCGCUGGGAAGUCUACGAAAACAUGGCUGAGUACGGCCGGGAGAAUAUCCGUCGGGCUUUGCAAGAUGCUCCUCACAUUCUCCACUGUGGCUCUAUUGAAGACCUGUUCCGCCGCUCACUGUCCAGCUGGCUGCCUGACCGCAAGCGUCCCAUCGUCGAGUCCGUCCAGAUCCAUGUCAAUGUAAAUGGAAUUGCCCAGGUGUGA
Molecule: messenger RNA, 3096 nt
Organism: Aspergillus tanneri
Lineage: Eukaryota; Fungi; Ascomycota; Eurotiomycetes; Eurotiales; Aspergillaceae
Product: non-ribosomal peptide synthetase
Exons: 1
Coding region: 1-3096 (1031 amino acids)
Source: RefSeq, a predicted model, not a curated record